CAACUGGCCAUUUGUCUGGUAUCUGAUUCUUUCUAUAGUGAUUUUGUUUUAAGGUCACCUGAGUGUACAAACCUUUGGGUGCUUUCUUUGGAAAUGUUGGGAAAACGUUUGCUUCCUUCAUCAUGCACUGAUGGUAUUUUGUCAUAUAGAGUAAUACUACUAGUGGAUAUUAAUGUACCUUUCAAAGCCCUGACAGGUAAAAAUAGUGACCCCCGAGAUUCAGACAUCAACCAUAGAGUAUGACCAAGUCCAAUUUGUAUCUUUAUAAAGACAAAUGUCCGUCUUUAAACUCUGAUACUUGACUGUGUUUUUCAUCGGGGAGCUGCUAAUAGCUACUAAAUGCACCACAUGGCACUGAUGGAGUGAUGGGUCUUAACCUCAGCACUAGCCUAGUGGUCCAUCCUUGUUUCAAGACACCUUCCUCCUCCCAGAAGCACAACAACACAAUAUCUCUACAAAAGACACGCAUGCUCAGAAGAGCUGUGGAGUUAUAAUAGGGAGAGCCUUCAAAGACCAUCCAUGUUCUGGCUUGUUCUUUAUGGCAGAGCAAGUCUUCAUGCAGAGUAAGAGGACUAAUGAAUGUCAAAUUGAUUAGAAAUGCCAUUCGCUAGGAUGGAUCCUUUUCUGGUCUCCUUCCACCUUUGGAGUUCUGAGAGUUUACACACAAUCAUCAGGGUCUGAAAAAGGUCUGAAUUUCCUCCGAGUGAGAGCCAACAACACUUUUCAUUUCUUGAAUGUCAUGUUUGAAAUGCUUCUAUCAUUAGCCCACAGCAGACGGAUGAUCAGCGUCUCACUCUCAAGUUGUUUUGAUUUGGCUUUAAAAAAUAAUAAUUGAACAACUGUGCUGCAGUACUGAGCGCUGCAGCAGUCUCACAGCCUGAGCGGACUGAUGGCAACAACCUGUCGCCAUUGGUUGACAGCUUGUGUUGUAUUGAUCCAGUUGCAUUAAUCAAGCUGUUUACAAAGGGGGCACAGCGACCAAUGAUGGAUGGCUGCUUGUAAUUAUGCAAGCGCCAGCAAAGAUCACACCGCUCACUUAUGGUGUGCUGACAGUCGAUCAAAAAUAAUCGACGUUUUUAACUAUUUCUACAGCAGUCGAGACAUGUUGACAUGUCUUCAGCUGUUGUCCAUAAAGCAUGUAAGGAAAAGAGGACGGAAGGGAUUAUAACAAAGCUAAAGGAGAGAUUAGGAGAUAGGAAGUUGCUGCUAAGCUGACUCCAGCUCUUUGCCCUGCUGAUGCCUCGUACAAAAGGAGAGGGCACAAGUGGCAGGAUGAAAAUUAAUUGCAUUUUAAUAAUUGCCGACUCUUCAGUGAAAGAGCUCCAUGUCCCUGUGUUAUUUUUAGCAGUGAGUAAUUCCUCCCAUCGGCGGCUGUGUUAAAGCCUUUAGUGUUUCGUUUGACCCUAGCACAUCUUCAGCUUUCUGCUUUGCUCUGUUACCUCCCAUUUAAAGCUUCGCUUCACUUUGCAGAAAGCAAAACACCACCAGGUCCGCCGUCGAUAUGGUUUCAAGGCAGCCACUGAUUUGAUUCUCUUGACUUUAGGCCCUUUAACAAAUAUUUGAAAUUCUUAAAGUAGCCCCCCUCCUAACCCCAGAGUAGCGUACACAACCUUUUGGACCAGAUUCAUCACAGCUGAGGUCCAAAGUUGACAUCACCUAUCAGGGGCUCCAUUACCAGUUCAUUAAACAAUAUUAAUUGGGGGCUUUAGGUUUGUUAUUUUUGAACCAUUCGUUUCCCACAUUGGAAUUAUUAAACAACACAAAAACGUUAACGAGUUUUACGUCUGAGAGCUGGAUUCACAAACAGGAAGUGAGCGUGGAUGUUCUCUCCUCCACAUAGGUCCAAAAGUUGACAGUCCACUAAUUCUUCAUUGAAGGAACCACGUUACAUAGUUUAUGAAGCUAUCACAAUGCUGUCGUCACAAAAACAAGUCUGGCCAGGCUCCAUGGACCAGAUUCAUUCAAUUAUAAACCAGUGUUUGUCCUGCUGGAACGCCCAACCAUCAAAACAAGAUAAUAUGUCAGUAAUUCAACCUAAAAUAUGAGAUGGACUCGUUCCAUGCAAAGCCAGGUCUUUCAAGCCUUUAUUUCCUAUAAUUGUGAUGAUUAUAGCUUACAGCUUAUGAAAACCCCAAAUUCCAAUUUUCAGACAUUUAUAAUAUUAUAUGAAAAAAAGAAACAAGGAUAUUUAAUAGAUAAAUGUUGCACAUCUGAUAAAAUGCAUACGUACUCAGUACUUGGUUUGGGCCCAUUUUGCUUUGUAUAUGAACUUUUGUACGAUGGUCUUCGUUUGCAAGUUGCAGCUGUACUUCCUCAUUUCUGCUGAAGUUCAACAUGUUGGAAAGCUGGAUUGCGCUUGGGUUUGACCUAUGCAUGUCAACCUAAUUAACUUUAUUACUUAGACUAAUGCUCACCUAUUUGAAGUAAGUAUUUUGGAAUCUGAAGUUGUUUGAAAGUAGACCCAGAAGGCGAUUCGAUUCAAACGCUAUGAUUUCUCCGGCAGUUAGCCCAUUUUUCUAAGUGCUGGUUCAUCAAAUAAGUGUUGUUGAAAAUAAUAUUUUCAUUUAGGCAGAAAGACACUACCAGCUGACGUCAGUCAUGAUCUCUAACAGGAAACUAAUAAGCCCUGGCAUUGUGUAGUUAAGCCUUUCUAGAAUUCCCACAUUCCUGAACAGGAACUAGGCAGCUUUGGCUUGCUUUUAGCACCCCCUGGUGUCCGUUUGUUGAACUGAAAGCAAAAUCUACCUCCUCGCUGUGCGUUCAUCUUUUUAACACCCUAAUCUAACAGCAGAGAUGUCUCUCAGCCUUCAUCAGUGUCUACAGGAGUGAUUCAUCACUAAACUGAACAAGUCAGAUUUGUUCAUGAUCUAAAUCAUGAAAUGUGCUGGAAGCAGACAGCAACGCCAGGUAUGUCUGCUCCAUUUCUUCCAAGUCCAAAAGAGAAGCCCGCUACUCUGAAGUUGCAAGUGGACUAUUCUGGCCACAGGGGGCGCUAGGGGCUGGGUGGACUUUCAUUAACCCUGUAAAGGGUCCCUUUAAUUCAGGGGUGGGGAACUCUGGUCCAUCGAGGGCCGCUAUCCAGAACGUUUUAGUUUCAACCCUGCUUCAACACACCUGAUUUCCAUUAACAGGUGAUUCACAGGCUUUGCAGAGCCUGAUGAGCUGCAGAACAGGUGAAUCAACCACUGACUCAGUAGUGUUUGGAGUAAAGACAUGCAGGAUACUGGCCCUCGAGGACCAGGGUUCGCCAUGCCUGCUUUGAUUAGCUCAGAUGACGGAACAUAGAAAAGCCACAAUAAAUUUAAAUUUGUGUUUCCAACCCUUAUUGUUAAAUGACUGAUUUCAUAAGACCAUUCCACACUUGGUGGUCAUUUAAAGUCCCGAACAUCUGCCUGCACCUGCACACAGGUGCAUCACCACUGAACAGGACAGUCCUCUCGUAUCUUCUCAUGACUAGUGACCAGUCGGCUCAGUCUGUGUGGGCAGGGCUGCUUUUCCCUGGCUUUGGCCUGCUGCAGAAAAAUACAAUAAAUAAUACAUGAACCCCGUUUUAAAGAGUAACCAUUACCUUUCCUUUGUGCUCCACUCAGCUGCUCAGGACCCAGCUAGGUGUGCUGCACCUUUUUAUUUCUCCUUUAGUUUGCAGACUUUUCCCAUUUCUAUUUUUAGUCUCUUUCUAUUCUCGACACCUUUAACCCCUCAGCUGGCAACUUUCCAUCCCCUUUAGCUCCCUUUGCAGCAGUUUGGUAGCAUUUUCCUAUAUCUUCACACAAGGCAUGAUCAAAAGUCUUCACAUCCAGUUUCAUGUCACUGAAGACAAACACCCAUGAAAAAAACAAAAAACAACAUAAAAUGUAAAAGGAGUAAACAGGAAAACAAUCCUCCAGUGGGCUGUGUGUGCUUCCACCAGGCAGGGCUGUCAUCCAUCACCCACUCACUCUGGUGUAAUACUCUCCAGCUCUGGCUAGCUAACCAGCCAGAAAAGUGAGCAUGGAAUUGGAUUGUGGUUACAAACAUUGCACCCAUAAAGACAAAUCAUCAGUACUAAGGUGCCAGUGUCUGAUGACGUUGUGUCUUUAUUUACUGGCCUCACAGGGCUGCCACUCCGUUCUACAGUGGCUAGUACAGAAGGAGGCCUGGGGACGGUGAGUGGUGUCCUCAGAUAUUCUACUGCCAGUACACGCGUAUGUAUUUACACAUAUAACACACUACUUUAUACGUACAUGAUGUUCAUGUUUUGCAGCUUCCAGUUCGGUAACAGUAGUGCCUGCCCCUCUACAUGACGUAUACGGGUAAAAUCAUAAAGUCCAGCAGAACAUUUACCAGUCAGAGUAAAUGUCUUUGCCUGGGAUUAUAUCAGCUCGUGGCUCUGCACUGGAGGAAGGAUUCAUGUCUGCUGUUGUAAUUAAAACCCAGAGAUUCUGGCGUUGUCACUCUCCCGAUGCCAGCAGUGUGUUCUAACGCUGAUGCAACAGUGCUCUGUGGUUAUAAAUAACCUGCUCGGUGCUAAUGUAAACAUUCCUCUAAUAAGCAUCUCUGCACCACCACCUGCCGCCACAUGGAUCUGUCUUCUUCAGUGAUGUCGACACGUACGAAGAGCAGGAGGAGAGGGUCUGGGAUUACAGAAGGAAAACGGCAGCAGAGUGGUUUGAUGGAUGAGCAGUUAAAACAUCCGGCUUCACCUAUCAGCUCCUCCACUCACGGCACGCUUUAGGAGGCUUCUCUGUUUGGUGAACUAAGACUUUAAAACGCUUGUAGCUCCUCAUCUCAACACGUCACUGGCUCCUUUUCUGCUCUGGGUUAUGUCGUUGUUCACUUCAGACUUAGGAAAACAUUUUAUUUUACAGACGUCAGGUUGGGUCUUGGAUUCCUUUUAUCCCAAGUACUGCAGGGAAUUGUACGAAUGUGUUUCACAAACAGUCAGGUUUUCUCUGUGCCAUCCUCUGUGAGUAAACUGUGUGUUGUGGUGGAGGGUGUGUGAGUGUGUGGGAGCAAGCACACACGAUGACCACCGACUGGUUGUGAUUCGAGCUUUUCCUACCACAGGUAAAGGACCAGAGACGCUGUUCGCUGGCCAGAAGCUGAAUGACAAUGAGUGGCACACGGUGAAGGUGGUGCGACGGGGCAAGAGCCUGCAGCUGUCUGUGGACAACGUCACAGUCGAAGGCCAGAUGACCGGGGCCCACACGCGUCUCGAGUUCCACAACGUUGAGACGGGCAUCAUGACGGAGCGCCGCUUCAUACCCGUGGUGCCGUCCAACUUCAUCGGUCACCUGCAGGGCCUGACCUUUAACGGGUUGCCGUAUCUCGAUCAGUGCAAAAACGGAGACAUUUCCUAUUGCGAACUAAACGCCCGCUUUGGCAUGCGCCACAUCAUCGCAGACCCGGUGACCUUUCGGACAAAAGGCAGCUACUUGGCGUUAGCUACGUUGCAGGCGUACGCCUCCAUGCACCUCUUCUUCCAGUUCAAAACCACCACGCCUGACGGCCUGAUGCUCUUCAACUCUGGAGACGGCAGCGACUUCAUAGUUGUGGAGCUUGUGAAGGGGUAUGUCCACUAUGUCUUCGAUCUGGGUAACGGCCCGUCACUCAUGAAGGGAAACUCAGACAAACCACUCAAUGACAACCAAUGGCACAACGUGGUGGUGUCCCGGGAUGCCAACAACGUACAUACGCUCAAGAUCGACUCACGCACCGUAACACAGCACUCCAACGGAGCCCGCAACCUGGACCUGAAAGGUAACGGCAUUUCAUCCUACGCUGCACUGUACCGGGGAGUGGGACCGCUUAAAUGAAACAACUGUGUGCCGUCCUUGUUCCACCCCUCAAGUGUUGGAGAGAAGCCAUGAAUGAACUCCUGCCCACAUCUAAAUUAGUUCUGCUUUGCGAAUGCUGCUGGCUUCCAGACAAAGUCUCAUUUCAAUGUGUAGGUGACCAAUCUUCACUUGUUCUGGUGCACGCAGACCCACUCUGCUAAGGUGGUUUCAUUUGUCUGCUUCACGGGGAAAAAAUCCCAAAACAAUCAUAGUUUGUCACUCCAACCUUCACACUUUGUUAUUUUGCAGUUCCUCUAAAGAACGUCUAGAUAGCGAUGCUUUUAGGAUUAAAAAUAGAGCAGCCGCUGAAAAGGUUGUGACUUCUGUACUAUUUACUUCUAACAAGCUCGGUAAACCUUAGUUUGGAGAAACUGAGAUGACCUUUGAUGAAAGUCUAGUCCAAUACCAAAUGUUGCUUCAAACCUCUUUAGACACAUGAACUAGCUCUUUGAGUUCGUGUCUUAAUCCUUUACAACAAGAUACGUUUAGUUUGUUAUCAAAGAAGAACUGCAUGGGCGAUUUCAGAAGCGAGGCUUGGCUCGGCGUGUCCUGGUUCAAGACCAGACACACAUGCUGGCAUCUCCCCUUGGAGAUGUCCUUAGGACACAACAAGCACUACUCGCCAAAUGCUCAAACCGUAGAGCAAGGCUCACACCUUUAACUAGCACCAAAGUUCAGCUGACACACCUAACAGAUUUCCAUAAAGUCACCAUGCACAUCAUGUUUUCCCCCUGGCUCCACAUUUACUAGCUAAACAGAGGGGAAAAUGGAGCUAAACGGCCUCAGUGUUUGAGCUGUUUCAGCAGCAGCUUCUCCACAUUUAGUUUAGACCGAGUAUAAAAGAGUAAAACAUCCACGACGUGGUUGGCGGGCACACAUCCUCCAUUAUGUCUGAUUGUGACCAGAUGCAUCAGUGACCUGUAAUUGUGCACCGAAACAAAGAUAACACCUUUUUAAAUGAGUUUGGUAAUUGUGCCUCACUUAUGCAUCAUCUUAGUGGGUGAGGCAUUAGUGGAGUUUUCCUCUCCACAGUCGCUGCAUGCUUGCUUAGUAUGAGGAUUGCUGUAAAGACUCUGACACUAGUCAGUGACUCGACGCGACCUGCUGGGUUCCUUAUAUAGGAAGCUUGUUACUGAUUGGCUCAAUGAGCUGACCUGUGUUGGAGUGUGUACUGUGUGACGGUCCGUGAGACGACUCUGGUCGUGAUUUGGUGCUUUAUAAAUAAACUUGAAUUGAAGUGAAUCAGCAGCGGUUCAAAAGUCAGAAAGGAUCUGUGUUUCUCUAAACUAUGUUCAUUCACAACGCUUCCAACAGCAGACAGGACAUGAAAUGGUCAUAAAUACUUUAAAACAGGGGUAGGGAACCCUGGUCCAUCAAAGGCCGCUAUCCAGCAUAUUUUAGUUUCAACCCUGCAUCAUCCCACCUGAUUCCAAUCAGCAGGUGAUUAACAGGCUUCUGCAGAGCCUGAGAAGCUGCAGAACAGGUGAAUCAACCACUGAAUCAGAAGGGUUGGAGCAGAGAAAUGCAGGACACCGGCCCUCGAGGACCAGGGUUCCCCACGCCUGCUUUAAAAUAUACAAAUGAUGUCUUCUUUAAGCAUCAGUCUGUCAGCUGUGCUGCUGAGAUGAACCCCCUCAGGCUCAACAUAAGCUUUGAUAAAAGGACGAACAACUAUGUCCUUCAGGGGAACUUCUGAGUAAAAAAUGCUCAUUGCUACGUGUGUGGAGUAAGCAGGCAGGUAGGUUUUAACGUUGCAGAUCUGCAACGCCUGCCUCCAGAGGGGUAACGUGUCCUAGAGGGUGAUGUGCAGACAUAUUUAGAAGUUAUGGAGUUGCAUAUGGGCCCUCUGUAGCCCACAAAGGCGUCGAACGAUCAAAUUCAAGCCGGGGCUUCUACAGAAGGCAUAAUUUAUCAACCAGAUUAAACAUUUUCAGCCUUGGACAUGGUGCAUGCAUAAAACAUGAGAAAUGAGAGCAUAAAUGUGGCAGUGGGUAUGGAGGAAAAGUUAAAGGACACAGUUUGCUUUCAUAACUGGCAAUUAAAACAUUUAAAUACCUUAUCAAGUCUUUUAGGGGAAACUUGUGAAACUUGACUAGUGCACAGAAUUGAUAGCAUAGGGAGUUUAGCAUGUGGUUGCUAACCAGAGUUAGUGUCUGUGGAAAAAUCCUGACUGAAGUGACUGAUGUGUUAUUAUUUACCAGUGUGUGUAAUGAAAACGCGUGUCAUAAGAACUAAUGACAACAUAGUCAUAGAGACCAAAGCCUCUUGCUGCUACCUUAAAACAGUGCUAAUCUGGAACAUUUUACAGUGCUAACACAUCUCCAAGCUGCCAUCCUUAGUGAUCUCCAUGUAAACAUCACCAGCAGCAACAACGUGUAGUUUUCCAGUGCAUCCAGGAGGCUGGGCAGCGGCAGCAACAUGCUGUUGGCUUUCAGAUUAACCAGCAGCUCAGUGCCUUUAACAUACAUGUUUAAAUAUUAGCAGAGCCACAUAAGAUAAAUAAGGCUAAGCUACACUCACCCGGUGGCCAACAUGAGUGCUCUACUGACAGGCCUUUCACGCUAGGUCAGCUCAGACUGGGUCAGGUGGGGUUUAUGUGUGUCUCUAUGUGAUGCUCAUGCAGAACUGACCACGUUUUGGGCCUGCUUUCCUGCCGUCCAUGUUCUGCUGACUCAACACACCCACCUAUGGACUGGUUGGCUGGCUGAGGUUACGUCACUCUGAUGCUUGGUGGGAACCUUUGAUGUGCGUGGGUAGAAUCAGCCGGCGGCGGCUUCCCACAUGUGCAAUGAUUAGGAAUGUGGGUGCAGGAGAGUAAACAUCUUCUCUGACAGCAGCACGAGGACUGACUGUCUGCUGUGAGCACUCUUGGAGCCCACAGCAACACUGCUGCUCGUUCAGAAGAGUAGGAAGCUGUGUGCUUCAUGUCUGAGUCUCCAAAAGCAUCACUGCUCAUGCCUGCUUCUACUCACCUCCAUGACCAAGUUUCUGAGAAGGCUGUGUAAAAAC
Molecule: messenger RNA, 8825 nt
Organism: Nothobranchius furzeri (turquoise killifish)
Lineage: Eukaryota; Metazoa; Chordata; Actinopteri; Cyprinodontiformes; Nothobranchiidae
Source: RefSeq, a predicted model, not a curated record